CUGUGUGUAAAGGCAGAGCAGAGCUGGUGACUCUCCCUCCCUUCACUCCCUAUUGGCUCAGCUCUGCUCCCAGCAGGUUUCAGAAGUAUGGUGGUAGUUAGCUGGGGGCGAGAUGUUUCUCCUCGGCGGACUCUGCAGAAGCAGCUGGGCUCUGCGUGGAGGUCUGAAAGCUCCGGUUUUAAUGUCAGUUCGGACCUGCAGCGGGGGCUCCUCGCUCGGGGAGGGGGAAGCAGUCCUGACCCGCUCACACCACAAUUCACCCGGGAGUGAGGAGCAGGAGGAGGAGCGGAGUGUGGGAAAGACUGCUGGACCCUCUGAGUUCCUGCUGACCGAGCAGGAGCGGCUCAUUCACCGGCUGCACCACGAGGCGAGCAGGGCUGGGAAAAGGACAUAUAUUGACCCUUUAUCGGGCUACAAGGUGUUCACUGAGUUCGCCCACCAGCAGAGAGGAAGGUGCUGUGGAAGCGCCUGCAGACAUUGUCCAUAUGGCCAAACGAAUGUGGAGGAUUCUUCUAAGAAAAAAACCUUCAACUCUUUCUUUUAUGUAUAGAAGUGCAGAUAACCACUUUCCCCAGCAAGUCUUUUUGUGUGUGCUUAUACUGAUUUUGUAUUGAAUGUGCAUUCUCCUUACUCUCCUUUUGAAAUGAUGAAAUCCUGCACGCCAGAUGUGCAACCCACACUUCUUGAACUAGUACGAUGAAUCACAUCUCUCUCCACUGUGAUUUGAGUCACCGGGGAUUGGCCUGCUCCUCAAUCCUAUGAAUUCAGUAGGUGUGAAUUUUGCUGCUGCACUAAAUAUUCACAUUGUCAGAUGUUCGUUCUGACAGCUCUCAAUCAAUGAACAGCAUGGUAUGAAAAAGAGAGCUGAAAUGUGAAGGUCAGGGAACAUUCAUCUACACCACCUUCUCGUGAAAUAAUUUUUAACAAUAUGUGUGGAACAGAAAAGACGCAGAUACGUGAUGAAUGUGUACUCGGGAAGAAAUAUUUCUUAUUUAUUUAUACAUCUCUAUGUAAAGUUUCUGACCUUGUCAUUCAUUAGAUUUGAUUUUCUUGUCAUUCUACAUUACCAGUUGUUUCUUUUCAAGACAACAAAUUGAUUAAUGUGUUAAAUUAUUUCAUUAGAUGCUAAGGAAAUGUUCUGGUCUGUUCUUAUGAAACUUGCGAAGUAACUAAAAAGCAGAUGGUUUAAUCACAAAGCAAUAAUGGAUGAUGAUAGAUCUUACAGUAGGUAUUAAACAGAUGUAAUGUUAUCAGUGUGGCUGUAACUGCACAGCGUUAAUCAAGACAAGCAGUUUCUCAUUCAGGCUGUAGGCCUACUCUUACAUGAGCUGAUGGGUUCAUACAGUUAACAAACGUGCCACACACAUCAACAUAUUCAUUUCCAUUUGCGUACAUGGCAUUGACUCCUGGCAUUCGUGUACUUCUUCACAUCUCCCUGAGGCUUAUUACUUGGGCUGCUACCAAGGGUAGUCACUGUCAUUUUCAUCUCAACGAGAUGCAGUUCCAGCGCAUACAGAUGUGUAUUUACAUAAAGUGUAAGGAAAAAAUAUGUUUUUUUAAUAUCUUUUUUUUUUAUAAAACUGCACAAUAAACCAUAUUUACUAUUUAUGAUGUGCAAUUACUAUGAAUCUGAAUGUAAAGUGUAGGUGUUAAAUAUAUGUGGUUGAGUACGUUUCUGACCUCAGUACAUCAUCUAGUCUCAAAUUUCAUCAAGAUUGUACUUUACUGAUUGUACUGCAAUGCGUUUUGUUGCAAUUCAUAAUUAUUUGUAAAAACAAGAAAAAAUGCACAAAACACAAAAGGUGCAUUCUGCAUUAUUAAAACAUUAUUGUAACGUUGAAAUGUAUGCUAACAUUCCCGAAGCAAUGCGUUCCAAUGUUGCAUGAUAAUCUAUACACACAUUUACCAAAUAUUUGACUCCUUGGCUUUAUUUUGACAGCUUGAUGUCAGUUUAGGAAUUUAUGCGUCCGGCCUGUCUCUACACGUCAGUCAUCCCCAGCUAUGUAAACGUAAGUAGCCCAACGCCCUUGGGCACUAAACCCCCCAACCUGUCACACACUGGGGAGGGCAGUAGGGCAAGGCCGUGUUUGGCAACCCGAGCAAACGGCGUCUGAACGUGGGAAUGUGUCUUCACCAGAGCAUAGUCCCAGCCUCACCCUCUGGCUCACACGGGCCGCAGUCUCAUGCGGCAGGUGGGUCCCAAGGCAAGCGCUCGGUGAUGGGGAGCAAAGGCCUGCGAGCGUCGACAAGGAGAUUCAUGAUCUCAACAGAGCUGGGGCAGACAGGUUGGCGAGGGCUUGGCGCCGUCGUCACUCCGCAUGAGAAGCAAAUUUAUUUGGGCGAAUUGUGAGGAGAGGCAGCGGAGCGUGCGGCAAUGACGUUUCCAGCGGAAUGGCGAAGGUGUCACACUCAUCAAGUACCUGGGCCUGCCUGCUACGGGUCUGCUCAUUUUGCCUAGGGACUUGUCUGUCACAUUAAAGUAGAUGCGUUGCCAUUCAGGACCCUCCCCAGUCCCAGUGCCUGACCAUGAAAUAGGCCAACUUUCAUGUCUGCCUCACUCUUCGGCAUCCUCAGACUUCAGAGAUCGCCUAGUCUUGUCGCUCUCUCUCCUCACUCCGUUUCUGAGCAGUUGGCGAAUGAGACGCAAACGCUGCACAGCUCCCGCUCCCUCUGCAGACAGAUUUCAGGAGGGCUUGCUGGAGCAAAAGGACUCAGUAGACAAGCACUCGCUAGUCUUGUCAUGUGCUGGGACCCAGUGUUGAAUUCAUAACCACCGAACAAGCAAACAUGAAUUUCAGCACUUGGCAGAAAGAGACGGAUGAAUCUGAAAUCUAAUAGGAAUACUGUAUAUACUGGAAAUGGGAGCAACUGACUAUGCAUGAACUGACUAUCAGGUUCAUGAGAAAUCCACAAGGUCCUUCAGCAUCCAGCUGUUAUCUGAACCUACAUUAUUAUUUUAGGAAGAGUGGGCCUUGUUCACCAAACAGAGAGAACAUUUCAUCUUGCAACCCACUUAAAUAUUUUACACAAGAAGAUUGUGACAUUCACCAGUGUUUUUUUAAUAAAUAUAUUUUU
Messenger RNA from Astyanax mexicanus (Mexican tetra), 3075 nucleotides. RefSeq names its product chromosome 16 C1orf53 homolog (gene c16h1orf53). The transcript has 3 exons. The record is from RefSeq and is a predicted model, not a curated record. NCBI's taxonomy places the organism in Eukaryota, Metazoa, Chordata, Actinopteri, Characiformes, Acestrorhamphidae. The coding region runs from base 113 to 550 and encodes 145 amino acids.